AUGGACGACCGCACCAUAGACCUGAUAUUCGCCGGCUCCCUGGAGAACCUGCCUCCGGUGAGCUCGAAGAUCGUGAGGAUCUUCACCAGCUCCACCUUCACGGAUACCACCAUGGAGAGGAACACGCUGAUGGCGAAGUGCUACCCAAAGAUCAAGGACUACUGCAGGGAGAAGCACGGCCUGGAGUUUCAAGUGGUCGAUAUGAGGUGGGGUGUAAGGGACGAAGCCACUGACGAUCACAUGACCACCGAAUUGUGCAUGAAGGAAAUUCAGAACUGUCAAAGGCUCUCAAUGGGCCCCAAUUUCGUCGUUUUCUUAGGGCAGAAGUACGGCUAUCGCCCCAUUCCAACCUACAUCCUCUCCUCCGAACUACAGAUGAUCCGCGACGAACUGGCUUCUUCCGGACACGACCCCAUCCUGAUAGACACUUGGUACAGGAAGGACAGCAACGCUGUACCCCCGAUUUCAGUCCUACAGCCUAUUUCCUCCAUCCUCAUCAACUUCAACAACAAGAGGAUCCCUAAACUCCAAGCGGAAGACCAGGCGAAAUGGUGGGACACCCUGGGAAAGUUCCAAAAACUGUUCAGGAAAGCCGCCGCGUCUCUAAAUCAACAAGGGAAGAUGGACCACGACGCCAUGCACAACUACUUCAUGUCCGUGACCGAACGAGAGGUCAUCAACGGCAUACUGAACGUUAAGAACACGAAGAAUCACUGUCUCGCUUACAUCAGGUACAUCAACAACAUCAACCUGCAGAACCUGAAGAAGGCUUCCUUGUUCGUGGACAUCAUCAACAGGAGUUUGGACACGGAAUCGACCAAGCUGCUGGCGAACUUGCGCGACGAGAGGCUACCAGCCAAGAUAGAGACCAGCAACAUACAGAAGUACACGGUGGAGUGGAUCGGAAGGGAAGGCUUGGACAACGAAACCCACGAGGAGUACCUGAAGCACUUCAUCACCCACUUUUACAAGAACAUAGUGAAGCUGGUGGACCGCGCCAUGAGAAAAGAAGAUUCCAGCGCCCAGGGACAGAUUGUGACGGAGAUCUUGCAACAUUUGCAUGCUUGCAACAACUCGGUGAAGGUGUUUUAUGGCCGAGAGGACAGCUUGGAACACAUCCGCAACUACAUGACGGGAGACUCGGACAAGUGCCUGAUCCUCUACGGCGAGGGGGGCUGCGGGAAGACUUCCCUUCUGGCCAAAUCGGCAGGAAUGUCCACCGGUAAGGACUGGUUCGCGGGCGCAAAACCGAUCAGCAUCGUAAGGUUCCUCGGGACCACGCCGGACUCUUCGGCGCUCACGCCUACUCUGAUCUCGAUCUGCCAGCAGAUCUCGUACAACUUUAUGCUGCCGUUCGAGGGCAUACCGGACGAUCUGGUGCCCCUGACGGCCCAUUUCAAGCACCUCCUAACCCUAGCCACCAAGGAGCAGCCGUUGGUGUUGUUUCUCGACUCCGUGGAUCAGCUGACGGGAACCCAAGACGCCAACAAGGUGUCCUGGUUGCCCACGAGGCUACCUCCUUAUUGCAAGAUCAUAGUAUCCUGCGCCUGCGAAGAGAGCAACCCAGAAGUGUCUAAGGAGUACCACAUCCUGAGGAGGAUGAUAGACGUCGAAGAAAACUUCAUAGAAGUUAGAGCACUCGGCGAGGAGCUGGCGAUGAGGGUGAUAAAGAUGUGGAUGGGUACCGCGCACCGAGACCUCACCAACUACCAAUGGCGUUUGGUUUCGAACGCCAUAGACAAGUGCAGCUUGCCCAUCUUCGUCAAGCUGGUGUUUGCGGAGAUCUGCCGUUGGAGGAGCUACACCAAGUCCCAAGACACGCACCUCGCCUCCACCGUGAUGGACUCCAUCAUGAUGCUCUUCGAGAGGAUAGAGAAACAGCACGGACGGAUACUGGUCUUCCACGCCCUGGCUUAUAUAACGGCCGCGAAAAGCGGCUUGUCCGAGUCGGAAUUGGAGGAUUUGAUAUCCCUGGACGACAAGGUCCUCGACGACGUCUACCAGUACCACUUGCCGCCCGUCAGAAGGAUACCCCCACUGCUCUGGACGAGGAUAAGGAACGACUUACCCAACUAUUUGUCGGAGAGGGAAGCGGACGGUGUUAGCGUCAUGAACUGGUACCACAGACAAUUUCGAGAUACGGCGAAGGAACGGUACUUCAAGAACAUGAACAUGGCGACGUAUUUUCAUUCCAUGAUCGCGGAUUACUUCCUCGGGAUCUGGGGCGGGGGCAAGCCCAAACCGUUCAAAUACACGGAAAUACAGAGACACAGGUUCAAUUUGACAGACAAAGAAGGCGUGGCCGACAGAAAGGUACCCGUACAACCCCUCGUAUUUUAUUCGAAAGAAGGAAACGUGUCCCGGUACAACCUGAGAAAGUUCGGCGAGUUGCCGUUCCACUUGGUUCGAUCCAGGCGCUUUAAGGACUUGUACGAGAACGUCCUUUUCAAUUACGAAUGGCUGCACGCCAAGCUGUCGAGCUGUCCUCUACAGUCCGUCUUAGCCGACUACGAAGACGCCUGCACUAACAUCGACAAUAAAGACUCCAAAAGGGAACUCAUGUUAGUAGCCGACGCGCUACGACUGGGAGGCGCCGUUCUGGGGCAAUACCCCAACAUGCUGGCGCCGCAACUGAUAGGACGGCUGCUGCCGGAAGUCGGCAACAACCCGAACAUAAAGAUGUUGCUGAACGACUGCGACACCAAGGGGCCGAUGCACUGUUCCCUGCUCCCGCUCUAUCACUGCCUCCACACCCCCGGAGGGCCGUUGAAGUAUUCCUUAGAAGGGCACCAGUUCGCGGUAUUUUCGAUCUGCCUCACUUCCGAUUACAGGUACGUGGUCUCCAUAUCCAACAGGUUCAUCACGUGGGACCUUUCCACCAGCGACUUGACGAGGGACGUGAACCCGAACAUCGAGGGGAUAAUGCAGCACCUGGUGCUCAGCCCCGACAACAAGUGGGCUGCCGCCUACACCAACAACAACCAGACCGUGCUCCUGAACAUGCUCUCGAGCGAAUUCGUGAUAGUCGACAACCCGUUGAGCGGCGGCAGGCCCGUCACGGGAAUAUACCUGCUGAAUCACAACCUGUUCGUCUACGGGGACGACGAAUGGGUUAAGUUCGACAUGAGGGGCAAUAGGGAGGAGGAUUUCCGGGCCCCGAUAGAUGUUUCCAACUGGCCGAUAUUGCAUAUGGAGUUUGACAACAAGUCUGAGUACAGGAUAAUAUUCUGGCGGGGUAACUUGGACGACGACAGGAUGAUGCUGUACCUGCACGCCAAAGAGGGCGAUUACGAGUACCUAAACUGUCGGUCUAUUUUCAGCGCCCUGGUGCUCGCCAGAGACAAAACCACCUUGUACACCUGUACGACGCCGGAGUGUUACGCGGUCUCGAAAUACGUCCGAGACGGGGACACGACGCAGUGGACCAAGACCGAGGAUCUACGGAGGUCGGAGAACGACGAGACGGAGAUAAUGCUGCAGCUGAAAACGGACAAGCACGACAAGGUGCUUUUCGGUACGACGAGCAACGGCUUCGUCGUGUGGGACUUCAACGAGGAGAACAAGAUCAGCGACGAGGCGAUGGUGCUCACCCUGCCCUACGGCACGAGGAACAUCACCACCAAGAUGCUCCAGUCGAAUUCUAUAAUGUUGAGCGGGUACAAGAACUACGCCAUAGCGGGGGUGAGGAAGAACCUGUACGUUUGGAGCAUGCAGACCAGGAAAUUGGUGAAGGUCCUCGACGCGCAUUUCGGGAGGAUAAUACAGUUGGAGCCGCUGACUAUAGGGAACUGGAACAGCAUGGUGACGUCCUCCAUAGACAGGACGGCUAAGGUGUGGAAUAUCAACAAUAUCUUCGAAACGGUGCACGUCAUCGACAGGCACGAGCUACAGGUGGACGCCAUAAGUUUAUCGGACAACCUGAGCUUAGCCGUCACGGCCACUCGAAACUGCGUGGGGGUGUGGGACCUCCGAAUCGGCAAGCUCGUAGCGAAACUAGCGGACAGCCCCCUAGGAGCCAUCGUCACCCACGCCAUCAUAACCCCGGACGGAAAGUAUAUUAUAUCCGCCGAGACGGGCAACAUACUCAUCUGGCUCAGACUGACGCAACAGGUGAUAUUUAAAGACGAACAGCCCGGCAUAAGACAGCUCACCCUCAUCGAGGACGGGACGAGGAUCCUGUCGAUUUCCAAGCCGAGCAACCCGCCGGGGACGGAUUUUGUCAGGACGACGGCGACCGUAUGCGUCAGGGAGAUACCCAGUGGGGAAAUGGUGUACACCUUCGAGUACCCCGUCCGUAGCACCACUGGGGUGCCUUUCAAGCAGGCGAUCGUCACCUCCGACAACCAGUAUUUGGCUAUAAUAGCUGCCGAUAAGACCAACAGGGACUGCAUUAUCGUGCACAACGCCCAGAACGGCAAUCUAGUGCAUCGGAUACCUCUGAAAGGUUGCGGGAUUAAGGACGUCGGGGGGUUGGUGGAUAUGCCGCACAAAGGCCACUUAAUCGCUGUGCUGACCACUGAUAAAGGCGCCGUUUUCGACAUAAGAAACAAAAAACACUUACGUACCGUUCCCAAGUGGGGCGGGUGCAUCACGAAAGAUGGGAAAUACGGUCUGUACGCCCCGUCUAGAGGGGGAUUGGAGCUCAUCGAGUUGAAAAAAGGCCAGACGGUCAGGACCUUCAUCCCUAAAGUGGCGGAGGGAGUCUUCACGAUCAUCUGUCUUUUUAAUAAGACAGACGAGUACGUGCUUUACUACCACAGCGGUAAGAAGACGUUGCGGGUGUUCAGGACCUCGGACGCGGAGAUGAUAGCGAAUUACAGGGUUCAAGCGGAAUUGACCGCUGUGGAGAGCACCCCUGACGGUAAAGCCCUCGUUCUGGGAACUAUAGACGGGUGCGUAUCGGUUUUGGCUAUCCUGGAUACCAACAAGAACGACAUGAAUCAGUAUCUGUCCGAGAUGCCUUCUAGGGACGAAGAGUGGAAGAAAAAGGUGAACAAGACGAGGGCCCAAACCAGAUUCAAGGCUGUCGGGUCCAUAGCGAAGCUAUCGACGAUUUUCGCAAACGAACCAGUCGCUGCGACCGAGAUCUCCGAACAGCAGGACGAGGAGUAAGCGGCCCAAUACCGGACAAGGUAAUACAUUCGAGACAGAGUCCAUCACAAAUAAAUUAAAAAUAUAACCUAAACGUAAUACUGAUGCGCUCGGCACGCCCUGGUGCUGAAACAUCUAAGAUCACAACACAGUUUUGGAAAGGUUACAAACGUCGCCGGGUGGGAGCGGAACGGGCCGCGCCCCGUGGGAGAAAUGCAAGACCUUGUAAAAACCGUGUAAAAAAAAUAAUAUUGCGUCAUAUAAAUGGGGAGAGCGGCUCGUCCCCCUCCCACGCCGGCAAGUAUCAUAAAUAUAUCUCUCAGUAUUCUCAACAUCUAAAGCUUGUCGGCUUACAUAUAUUUUUCAAAUGUAAUAAAUAAAAUUACCUAGGAAGCUAGUCUUUACAUGUUUUUUAAGCUCGAUUAUCAUGACGGGUCACCGAAAA
Messenger RNA from Anoplophora glabripennis (Asian longhorned beetle), 5536 nucleotides. Its product is annotated as NACHT and WD repeat domain-containing protein 2. The coding region runs from base 1 to 5112 and encodes 1703 amino acids. Lineage: Eukaryota; Metazoa; Arthropoda; Insecta; Coleoptera; Cerambycidae. Gene Ontology annotation, molecular function: protein binding. The record is from RefSeq and is a predicted model, not a curated record. The transcript is spliced from 29 exons.